Molecule: messenger RNA, 1029 nt
Organism: Aspergillus mulundensis
Lineage: Eukaryota; Fungi; Ascomycota; Eurotiomycetes; Eurotiales; Aspergillaceae
Product: spherulation-specific family 4 protein
Exons: 3
Coding region: 1-1029 (342 amino acids)
Source: RefSeq, a predicted model, not a curated record
AUGGCGACAGUCAAAGAACACGUGAGGGAGCGAGGGUGCCUCCGCAGCCGGCGCUCUCGUUUUAUUGCGGCCGCCCUCGUCUUUGUCGCGAUCCUCGCAAUCGUCCUUCCCACGUCAAUUAUAGUAACCCGGCGCAAGGAUCAUAAUAAUAUGGGCCCAAAAGCAAAGGUCUUUGUACCUCUCUAUGUGUACCCCGCUCCGGGUGCGUGGGAUCCGCUGGUGAAUGUACAUGAGCCCUUAGAAAUUCCGGAACCCCCAUGCGAGCGCCAUCAGCCGCCUGCAAAAGCCACCACCGUGGGACAGAGGGCGCCUGUGAUUUACCGGAAGCUGCAGCUAAACGCCGGGUCUAGGAUCACUGAGCACCCGGACGUCAACUUCACUGUGGUUGUGAACCCUGGCAGCGGGCCGGGGCCGAACCCUUUGCCUGAUGCGAACUAUACACAGGAGAUUCCCAGGCUGACGGCGCACGACAAUGUCCGUGUGCUCGGCUAUGUCGCCACGACCUACGCGAAGCGCAACAUUUCGGCGGUGCGCCGCGACAUCGAGACGUACGCUAACUGGCCGACGCUCAGCGGCAAUUCCAGCCUUGCCGUUCGGGGAAUAUUCUUCGAUGAAACACCGCAGCAGUACAACGAGACCGACUUUGCAUACCUGGACAAUCUCACCGCGGUGGUGAGAAACACCCCUGGGUUGGGGCCCGACAAUUUCGUUUUCCACAACCCCGGGGUCGUGCCAGACUCUCGCUACCUGUCGACAGCUGACUCGACUGUCGUCUUCGAGGCAACAUAUGACACCUACUUGGAGCGCAACGGGGCCAGACUGUUUGAGGCGAUCCCCGACAGUGACCGGAGCCAGCUCUGCGCCGUGAUCCACUCGCUUCCAGACAACGUGGAAGGGUCCGACCUGCGAGAAUUUGUCAAGCAGGUGCGGCGGAUCGCGGACGAGAUUUUCAUUACGCAUCUCAGCACGAACUACUACGCCAGCUUUGGGAACAAGUGGGACGACUUUGUGAGCUUGAUGGCUCAGUAG